This is a messenger RNA of Brienomyrus brachyistius, 2128 nucleotides long. RefSeq names its product SWI/SNF related, matrix associated, actin dependent regulator of chromatin, subfamily e, member 1 (gene smarce1). Gene Ontology annotation, molecular function: nucleosomal DNA binding; nuclear receptor binding. Lineage: Eukaryota; Metazoa; Chordata; Actinopteri; Osteoglossiformes; Mormyridae. The record is from RefSeq and is a predicted model, not a curated record. Gene Ontology annotation, cellular component: SWI/SNF complex. Gene Ontology annotation, biological process: negative regulation of DNA-templated transcription. The transcript is spliced from 11 exons. Bases 209 to 1486 code for a protein of 425 amino acids.
AACUAAAUCUCCACUGGUUUCCUUCUCCGCCACACGCCUCAAACACCCCGCGCACGGAUGACGUCGAAGUGACUGAAUGUCGUUUGGGGCGGCGCGUGAGUGAAAUUGCUGUUUCCACAGUCCGUGUUCACUGCGGAGCGGGACUUGGGUUUGUUCAUUGCAGAACCAAUGACUGGAAUAGUCUGAUAUCUUCCAUCCAUCAGUCAAGAUGUCAAAAAGGCCAUCAUACGCACCCCCCCCUGCCCCUGCCCCCACAACACAAAUGCCCAACACCCCAGGGUUUGUGGGGUACAACCCAUACAGCCAUCUGGCCUACAACAACUACAGGCUGGGAGGGAACCCAGGCAGCAACAGCCGGGUAACGAACUCAUCAGGAAUUGCAAUUCCAAAGCCGCCAAAGCCCCCAGACAAGCCCCUGAUGCCAUAUAUGCGAUACAGUAGAAAAGUUUGGGACCAAGUAAAAGCCUCCAAUCCAGAUCUGAAGCUAUGGGAAAUUGGGAAGAUUAUCGGUGGCAUGUGGAGAGACCUCACUGAUGAGGAGAAACAGGAAUACUUGAAUGAAUACGAAGCAGAGAAGAUAGAGUAUAAUGAGAACAUGAAAGCCUACCACAACUCCCCGGCCUAUCUGGCCUAUGUCAACGCUAAGAGUCGUGCCGAGGCUGCCCUGGAGGAGGAGAGCCGGCAGCGUCAGUCUCGCCUUGACAAAGGAGAGCCCUAUAUGAGUAUCCAGCCUGCCGAGGAUCCUGAUGACUAUGAUGAUGGCUUCUCCAUGAAACACACUGCUGCUGCCCGAUUUCAGCGUAACCACAGGCUCAUCAGUGAGAUUCUCAGUGACAGCGUGGUCCCAGAUGUGCGCUCUGUUGUUACCACUGCCCGUAUGCAGGUCUUGAAGCGCCAAGUUCAAUCGCUUAUGGUGCACCAGAGAAAGCUUGAAGCAGAGCUACUUCAGAUUGAGGACCGCCAUCAGGAGAAAAAAAGGAAGUUCCUUGAGACAACGGAGUCUUUCACCAAUGAGCUUAAGCGGCUGUGCAGCAUGAAGGUGGAGGUGGACAUGGAGAAGAUUGCGGCUGACAUUGCAGCCGCAGAGGAAGCGGCACGGAAGCGGGCGGAGGAGCGAGAGAAGGAGACAGCAGAGCAGGCCGAGAGGUCGGCCAUUGCUCCCGCCUCUGAGGAGGAGCAGCAGGCCGGUGCUCUGCGGACAAAGCAAAGCCAAGAAAUGAGUGAUGAUGGCAGUGAGAAAAAAGAGGAGGAGGAUGAAGCUGCUGGUGCUGAUGCAGCAGAACCGCAGGGGGCUGAAGCAUCUGAGAGCCAGCAAACCUCGCGUGAAACUUCCACCACCGAGAGCAAAGAUGACGGACCAGAGAGGGCUGAGAGCGUCACUGAAGAAGGAACCAGUGACAGUAACACGGGCUCUGAGAGUGUUCCCCCGGAAGAUCCUUCAUCGCUGGAGCCGGUUGCUGUGGGGCUUAACAGCAAGCCUGAAUGAUGUGCAUAUGUCUGUGUGUACAUAUGUAUGUAUGUCUGUGUGAUUCCUUCCAACUGGCGAAUCCCAAAUUAUUGACAAAAAUGGGCACAUGCCUUUUAAAUUGACCUUUAUUUUCCCCAUAAGCAGUUCAGUAAUUACCCCUCAUGUUACCAUUAUUGAGAUUUCAUAAUGUUGAUGUUUUUAUUUGUGUUGUGUGUGUGUGUGUGUGUGUGUGUGUGUGUGUGUGUGUGUGUGUGUGUGUGUGUGUGUGUGUGUGUGUGUGUGUGUGUGUGUGUGUGUGUAAAUGUGCGCUCAUUCAAUUUUAUACAGGCAGAGAAUGUCAUCCAGUUUCAUAUCAAGUGUUUUGGGCCAGGCCUAAUGGACUUAACUUGCUACUAAAUUCAAGGGAAGUUACCUCAUCUCCAGAAUUUAUGAAGAUAAUGAAAUUUAUUCAUCUUUGACCUAGAUUUCUCUGCCUUUUUAAACUUUAGAGUAACAAAGUAGCAUUUGUGGCCUAGUACAUUUUGGUAUUUCCAAAUGUCAGUGGGAUGACUGUCAAGUGUAAUGGUGCACAUUUACUACAGUAGUGAAUAUGUUGUCAUUUUUUUAUGCUUCAGUCAGAACUAAACCCAUGAUACCUUCAAAUAAAGUAGUUUUUGACAA